UCAUGGCGACGUGAAAGGCUCUCGCUUAGCAGCCGGUCAGCCUCAUGGCAUGUAUCCUUGCUCUGACACAGCCCCGCUCGAGGUCAAAUCUCAGCUCUGGACUGUUCUCUUUUGAUAGAAAGCGCGACCCAAGGCGUCGUGGCGGGGAUCAAAGUCGCCAGCCUGUAAUUCCACCAGGUGUAUGAACACUACUCAGCAGGCCGUUCGAUUGCUGCAGCAGGAGGAUCCAUGCGAGUUGACCAAACAGGAUGAGAUGUAGUACACCCAAGGCUGACAGGCUUCCAUAGAUCUCAAGGUUAAUUCGAUCGCUCUACCGAACCUUCUUCGUCUCCUUCACGAAAGAGCUGGACACAUCAUACCUAGCACAAGUGUGUAUGCGUAUGCCUGAAGAUAGGGGUCGGAGGUAGAGGACUCGACUCGACUUGUAUUGUAUAGCAGCCGGUGAUACUGAGCACAUCGGGUCAUGGAGAACCUAGCGAUCAAGGGAGAGGCUGUUGAAGACGGACUAUCUACUCUUUUCUAUUCGCUAUGCAUCACCCCUGACGCGAAGAGUCUUGAUGAGGCCUUCUUUGAUAAGAUACGCUCGCUCUUGCUAUCUGCAGGGAAGCUAGAAUGGAGCAAGAGACCUCGGUCCUACACAGUGCUUCGACUAAUCGACCGAGUUGAUGCUAUGAAAAGAUUGAUCUUGGAAGGCUGUCUAGAUCUCCAUUUCCCGUACUCCGAUUCGGCCGUUCCGGAACCUCUGAGGGCAUCCUCUGUCCGCUUCAAGUUUCUCGAUGCUCAAAGACUAGUUCUUACAAAAGCUGCUUCCAUGGAAACGGAGAAGGGUCGGCACGCGCACUUCAAUUGCGAUGCCAAUGCUCACUUUCACAUCCUUAAUCCGCUGCUAGGCCGCGGAGCGUUCGGAGUGGUCGACCAUGUCAGAAGCAAGCUAUCAUUGAACGAAUUCGCACGCAAGAAGAUAUCCCGAGCUAGAACAUUUGCUAGAGACAAAGCUGCCAUGAGGAUGUUCGAGAACGAACUGCGGAAUCUUCGACGCCUCAGACACCCUCACUUGGUCGAGCUCGUCGGAUCAUAUACUGAUCCAAGAUUCAUAGGCCUACUGAUGUCUCCUGUCGCAGACACCAACCUGAAGGUAUUUCUGGACAUGAACCAGGCGCCUACUAUGGCUGAAAAGGCUCCUCUCAUACGGCAAUUCGUCGGCUGUCUUGCCGGAGCUGUUUCGUAUCUUCAUUCUCAACAAUGCCGCCACAAGGACAUCAAGCCAUCCAAUAUUCUGAUCAAGGGUGAUCACGUCUUGUUGACCGAUUUCGGUACUGCACGAGACUGGAGUGAUCGGACCCGGGGCACAACCACUGGACCGACCGGACCAUAUACCCCAGGAUAUGCCUCCCCAGAGGUUGUGGAUCAAGCUCCUAGAGGCGAGCCUUCUGAUAUCUGGUCCUUGGGAUGCGUCUACUUGGACAUGCUUACAGUCCUUGAGAGUGAUACUUUUGCCCAAAGAAACGCAUUCUUUGAAAGCCAUGGAACUGGUCUGACCCUCGUAAGGUCAAACUAUGACGCGUUUUCCUUGUAUAUAGAUCAACUCGGCGGCACGAAUGCUCAGGACGGAGCUCUGAGUGGUUGGAUUCGACGUAUGCUUCGUCCUAACCCAAGCAAGAGGAUUAGCGCGUCGGAACUCUUUGCACAAAUCCAAGAAGAAGUAACUGUGCACCAUUAUUAUGGUGAAUGCUGCUUCGAUGCAGGGUACAGCACGGAUCACAGCGAUGUGUCUUCUGCGUUUGUGGACGAGACAGCCGUGUCCUUGCAGACGCCCACAAGCCACGACCGAAGUGGCGAGGGUGACAAGCAACAAUUUACAGGCGUCUACGGUUACGAGUCGACCGAAUCGCUUGGUCUUACAUCUAAGUCCGAUGAUCGCGAGCCAGAUAGCAUUUCUUCGCGAUGUUUGCAUAAGGAUGAAGAGAAGGAUGUCAUGGCGGAAAUGCAAACGGCUUCUUUGUCACCCUCUAUUUCCGACACAAUUCAGCCACCUCUUCCACAACUGUCAUGUUCUGCAACGUCUCCUUCUCGAUUCUUCAUACGGCAAUCGGAGCGGGAGAAGCACUCAUAUCAGCGAACAGACACAGAUUAUUCAAUACCGCCUCUCCCGGAUAUUGGUGCAGAGGAUGGCCAGGAAUAUCGAACGUCUAUCAUAAGAAUGCCACACGUGGAGGAGCUAUUUACUCAUCGCAUUUACAGUAAUAGCCUUCAAAAUUUGCGGAAUGAAUUAGCAUUCGCAUUUUUGCCUGCGCUCAGAGCCAAUUCGAGUUUUCCAGCUUUCCUAUACCUGGAACGAUCGCUGCUCGAUCUUUGUAACAACAGAUACAAAAGUGCAGAGAUGCAUGCUCUAGGUGCAGUCUCACAAGAUCCAAUGAGGGCUCGGCCUUGGCUGUACGUGGCCGAAUCUAGAAUGGCUAUGAACAAUAUGACUGGCGCACUAGGAGCCUACCAACGGGCUGUUGAGCUGUGUAAUGCCGAGUCGAAGCAGGGCCUGCUAGAUGCGUUACAGAAAGCCAGAACUUCCAUCCGACGCUCGAUGAAGCAAACAGCCAAAGUCACAUGUGAGACAGUCCCCAACGGUGACAGCACAGACUCGACGUCAGAUAGGAACGAAGAAGUCGUAAAUGCUGAACAAUACUACAAUUGGCGAGCCAGAAAGGACAAACCGAAAUCUAACCGAGGAGUAUAUGAACGAUCUGAUUUGGAGACAAGCGCGUCUCCAGAUAAGCGCCCCAGGCCGCGUGUGACCAAGCCUCGAGGACGACGGCAAAGGGUCGAUGGAUUUGGCCAGGUAGUAAAUCAGGGUGCUGAUUCAGAGUCGAGCGGCUCCUCAACCAAGUGCCACACUGGGCAUAGUCUCGUCCGUGGAGUACAGCCAUCGAAGGGCACUCGACCCAUAGCCACCACGUAUGACUACGAUACAACCCAAUUCCAGCCUUGGUUUGACCCAGGCGCAUCUCCCCAGCCGCAGGAACAACGUCUAAGAUUCCCCUUUUAUCCACUUCCAACAGUAGAUCUCCCUGAGAUAGGAUCAUACAACAGUAUAAAGGUAGACGCAGACGCGCACCGCAGCAGCCAGUACCGCCUACGGUGAAGUGGGAGAGUGGGCUGCCGGGCCAGUCGCGGUAAGGUAAGUCGAUGUAAUGUACGUAGCACCUGGGAGGGGGGAAAUGCAUGAAGUUUUUUAUUAUUGGUGGCGAAUGGUUCGAGGGUGAUAUAGGGGGAGAAAGGGACAGUCGAUUGGAUAUAUGUGU
Pseudovirgaria hyperparasitica is the source of this 3296-nucleotide messenger RNA. Its product is annotated as kinase-like protein. The transcript has 2 exons. Bases 464 to 3136 code for a protein of 890 amino acids. Gene Ontology annotation, molecular function: ATP binding; protein binding; protein kinase activity. The record is from RefSeq and is a predicted model, not a curated record. Gene Ontology annotation, biological process: protein phosphorylation. Lineage: Eukaryota; Fungi; Ascomycota; Dothideomycetes; Acrospermales; Acrospermaceae.